Lycium barbarum (goji berry) is the source of this 1258-nucleotide messenger RNA. RefSeq names its product chlorophyllase-1-like. Bases 83 to 1075 code for a protein of 330 amino acids. Gene Ontology annotation, biological process: chlorophyll catabolic process. The transcript has 3 exons. Gene Ontology annotation, molecular function: chlorophyllase activity. Lineage: Eukaryota; Viridiplantae; Streptophyta; Magnoliopsida; Solanales; Solanaceae. The record is from RefSeq and is a predicted model, not a curated record.
AUAGCACAACCUUAAGCUCAUCAAUUAACAGCUCAAAGGUCUCGGUGCAAAUAACUACUAUAAAUCAAGAGGAUCCUGCUGCAUGCAAAAGCACACAAACACACAGAGAGACAGAGAGAAAAAGAGGAUGGCAAAAGUGGUAGCAAAGAAGAUAGCUGUUAGUGCAGUAUCAUCAGAUUUCGAAGUAGGUGAUGAGGCUGUUAAGAUGUUUAACGUUAAGACCUCUUCCUCUUCUUCACUGCCAUGCCCUUUGUUAAUGUUUUCGCCGACUGCACGAGGACCCUAUCCAGUUUUACUCUUUUUCCAUGGAUUCGCGCUCAAGCCCAUCUGGUACAAGUCCCUCCUUCAACACAUUUCUUCCCAUGGAUAUAUCAUUGUUGCUCCUGAGUUUUCUCCUUUGUCAUCCCAAAGCCAAGAAGUGAAAAACGCAGGAAAAGUAGCAGACUGGUUAACUUAUAACAACCUCGAAUCCGUACUGCCAGAUAAGGUUCUCCCGGACCUAAUGAAAGUCGCCGUCUCUGGCCACAGCAGAGGUGGUAAAAUAGCAUUCGCCUUAGCUUUAGGCUACGGUGGCAGCUCAUCCUCAAGCUCAACAACGCCACUCAAAUUCUCAGCACUACUCGGAAUUGAUCCAGUAGCAGGAUUCUCUCCGUCCUGUUUGUGUCCUCCCAAUAUUCUCCAAUAUGUUCCUUACGAUUUCAAUCAAUCGGUCCCUGUAGCUGUUAUUGGCGCCGGCUUGUCAAAUCAACGAGCAUAUGGUGUGCUCCCACCAGGUGCGCCAAAUGGGGUUAAUCAUGCGGAGUUUUUCAACGAGAGUAAGGCCCCUUGCUACUACUUUUUGGCUAAGGAUUACGGUCAUACGGAUAUAUUGGAUGAUAAAAUAGCAGAUUUAAUGAGUAUUGUGCUGAGAAGUGGAAAAGGAUCAAAGGAUAGUUUGAGAAGGGCUGUUGGAGGAAUUGUGGUGGCAUUUCUCAAGGCUUAUUUGGAAGGUCAAGUUGAUGAUUUAAAUGCUAUUGUUGAAUCACCUACUCUUGUUCCUAUUACCCUUGAUCCAGUUAUAUCUGUCAAGGAUUAAUUAGAACACCCAAAAGAUCAUAGUCAUGAAAUAAAGAUCUUUUAAGUGUGGAUGUUUGCAUUCCUACAAUCGUAUCCUAAAAUGUUGUCACAUUAAUAUUUCGACGACAAUGUAUUUGUACUAUGUUUCAGGAAUAAGUCUGUACGUUUCGAAAAUUCCCAAUAAAAAGGUUUGUUUGUUGCU